GAAGCCGCAUAGACGUCUGGUCUCUGGGAGCCGUCCUCUAUGAAAUCCUCGCGCUUAAGCAUCCGUUUCAAGCGAGCAACAUGGCGGCCACGCUCAUGAAGAUCAUCAGCGCGGAUCCGGCUCCCCUGCCCGACCGCUGCAGUGAGGAGGUCAAGGCGGUGGUCGCGCUGGCCCUGCAAAAGGACCAGAACAAGCGGCCCUCGGCCAAGGAAUUGCUGGCCCACCCGGCCGUGAAGCAGCUCGGGGGGGAGGCCACUGCCAGGCUCGAUGCUUCCUCCGGACUCGACUCGCUCGCGUCCUCCUGGGACGGCGGGAAGAUCAUCGAGGAAGAUGAGAACCUGACACUCCAGUCGCCAGCAGGAACUUUACACUCUACGGAAUUUCGAAUUUUAGAUCACAGCACCGGCGAGGGGAAGUCCCUGAAGGGGAUCCUCGAAGCCGAAGCUUUCGUGGGAAGCGACAUGACAAAGAGCGAUAUGUCGUACACCAUGCCUGUCUCCGAAGGAGACACGCUGACAUCGCUGACUUCCGGAAGGAACACUGGCAGCGGCCUAGCGGAGGCCUUGGAGAUAUCGCUGCAAGGCACUUCUACACUUGUCCCGCACGACAGAAACGACCGGCUCGCCCAGGAGCUGGCGGCCCGUGCCGGGAAGGCGCCAGGUGGAGAAGAUGAUGCCGACGCCAUGACGGGAGCCACCCUGCUUCCGUCUGAGGAGGAGGAGAAGCUGCGGAAGAAGAGGGAAGAGAACGAAGCCUUUGCCGAAGAGAUGCGGCUCUACAAGCUGCAGAUGGAGGCCGAAGGCACGGGCUCUGCCACCAUGCGGCCAUCGAAGACCCCGGAACCGGAGCCUCCGACGCUGUGCUCCAAGAAGCAGCCGGAGCCGAACAAUAGCCCGACCCAGGUCGCCCCAGACGAGGCACUGGCUCUGACGAGUGCGAAUGCAAGCGACGAAGGUGACUUCAGCCCGAGUAGACCAAAGACCAAGCAGGAGCGACGAGAGGAGGAAGCCGAGAAGAGACGCCAGGAGCUCCAACAGGCCAUGGCUGAGGCGGCCCUGGACAAACAGAAGGCUCGGGAGAGGAUGGAGAAGGAGCGUGGUGGCACCAUGAAAGUUGUGGGCACCGACAAGGACAGGUCCUUGACCAGCAGCCCCGGGCUUCGUGGCGCUGGUGCCAGCAUAACUGUUUGUGUAGCCACCAUCAGCGACUUCGCGUUCACAGACCUGAAUCCUACGCCUUAUCUGCUUAAUGGUACAGCCACAUGGACACCCCCUGCCGACACGUCGCCGUAUGUCGACUACCGCGUCUGGUUGCUUACAAGAAGGGAGUUCUCUUUUUCGGUAGACGAGAUUUACUUCAGCGGCAGCCAAGUGGAUGUAGUGCCACUAGGGACGAAUUCUUUGACCUUCUCAAGAAGUCGCGACACAGAGACCACCUUUGGCUACGCACAGUACAUUGCGGUCAUCCCGAACCGGCAGGACGGUGACAGGACUGCAGCAUUCAAUGAAGCCGAUGUUAUUGGCUUGGUGGAUUACGUGCAAAGCCUGGGCGCAUUACAGGUGGAGUCGGUGGCUUUCAGCGACUCGGAUAGCGUCGCCACCUACGUGGCGGGGCCCGUGACGUGGGCAAGGCAGGACACCGACUACGGUUUCGUCGAGACCUUUGCCGUCUACCUGGCUGAUGAUGCUUUUGGAACCAACGAAGUCUUCGUGGCUUCCGCAGCUUCCGGGGAUCUGGGACUCACGAUUCCUGCGGGGACUCUGGCAGAUGGCCGGUCCUAUGCAGCUCAGCUCUUCCAUGGCGGAAAGCAUUGGGGUCCUAUAGGUGCUCGUCUACUGCGUGAACUCCCUGGGCCGGGCCACCUCCGCUGCUUCCGCGCUCUUCACGGACUCAGCUCUGACUGCGCCCUCCUCCACCACGAGCCUGACGGCGACGACGACAACUUCAGGAAGCUUCACCUCUACUUGGACCAGCUCCUCUUCGUCCACAUCUGUUUCCAGCAUGGGCACAAGCAGCAGCACGGCUCCAACGUCGACUGUCACCACCAGUGCCUCCAGCACCAGCACAACUACGUCACAGUCAGCCACAACUACGUCGAGAUCUCUGACGUCGACGUCAAGGACCGCGACUACAACCUCCCACUCUACUUCAUCGACUCGGAGCAGUACCUUCUCCACAACUCUAACAAGUUCCACCUCCAUGAGCAUGAGUACGACCACUUCGUCCCAAAGCCGGACCACAACGACCAACUCUGUUUCGUCAACUUUGAGCGGCACUUCCUCAGCAACGUCAACAGUCAGUUCCACCACCACUCUGAGCAGCAUUACAACGACUUCGUCCCGCAGCCGGACCACAACUACAACAUCUGUUUCUUCAACUUCGAGCGGCACCUCCACCGAAACUUCAACGAUCAGUUCCACCUCGAUAAGCAGUACUACCAUCACUUCGUCCAACAGCCGGACCACAACAAGCUACUCCGUUUCAUCAACUUCAAGCGCUACCUCCUCAGCGACUUCAACAGUCAGUUCCAGCCUCAUGAGCAGCAGCACAACUUCCUCGUCCCACAGCCAGACCACCACAAACCAUGUUUCGUCAACUCUGAGCAGUACCUCUUCGUCAGCCAGUUUCACAUCCACCAGAAGUAG
Messenger RNA from Symbiodinium necroappetens, 2645 nucleotides. The record is from the annotation of a GenBank genome assembly. NCBI's taxonomy places the organism in Eukaryota, Dinophyceae, Suessiales, Symbiodiniaceae.